AUGGCUCUCAAGCGCAUCAACAAGGAGCUCACUGAUCUCGGCCGAGACCCUCCCUCUUCCUGCUCCGCCGGCCCCGUUGGUGAGGAUCUGUUCCACUGGCAAGCUACGAUUAUGGGUCCUAGCGAGUCCCCAUACUCCGGCGGUGUCUUCUUCCUCGCCAUCCACUUCCCUACCGACUACCCCUUCAAGCCUCCCAAGGUCAACUUCACCACCCGCAUCUACCACCCCAACAUCAACUCUAACGGCAGCAUCUGCCUGGACAUUCUGCGCGACCAGUGGAGCCCUGCGUUGACCAUUAGCAAAGUUCUUCUGUCUAUCUGCUCGAUGCUGACGGACCCUAACCCUGACGAUCCUUUGGUGCCCGAGAUUGCCCACGUCUACAAGACCGACCGGCCCCGAUACGAGGCCACCGCCCGGGAGUGGACUCGAAAGUAUGCGAUUUAA
Fusarium keratoplasticum is the source of this 444-nucleotide messenger RNA. RefSeq lists its product as uncharacterized. The transcript has 5 exons. Bases 1 to 444 code for a protein of 147 amino acids. The record is from RefSeq and is a predicted model, not a curated record. Gene Ontology annotation, biological process: protein polyubiquitination; ubiquitin-dependent protein catabolic process. Gene Ontology annotation, cellular component: nucleus. NCBI's taxonomy places the organism in Eukaryota, Fungi, Ascomycota, Sordariomycetes, Hypocreales, Nectriaceae. Gene Ontology annotation, molecular function: ubiquitin conjugating enzyme activity.